This is a messenger RNA of Melitaea cinxia (Glanville fritillary), 882 nucleotides long. RefSeq names its product pancreatic triacylglycerol lipase-like. Bases 1 to 855 code for a protein of 284 amino acids. NCBI's taxonomy places the organism in Eukaryota, Metazoa, Arthropoda, Insecta, Lepidoptera, Nymphalidae. Gene Ontology annotation, molecular function: lipase activity. The record is from RefSeq and is a predicted model, not a curated record. The transcript is spliced from 7 exons.
AUGGUGUCUGCUAGCAGUGGUGGUGUCGAAGAUCAAACGAUAUAUACAUUUGCUAAUAUUGAUUCGUUGAUGAACCACCCCAACUUCGACACUAACAAACCCACUGCACUUUACGUACACGGCUAUGUCGAAUUGGUGAGCGAUAACAGCGUAGUACUCGUGGUCAGAUCUUACCUGCAGCGCGGUGACCACAAUGUACUGGCGCUGGACUGGUCCAAUUUGGCGUUUGGGAAUUAUCUGAACGUUCUGUUGGACGUGCCACUGGUGGGCGAAGAAACAGCAAAAGCUUUAUUAAGAUUAGUGGACAAAGGUUUAAAUAUCAAAAACUUACAUGUGGUCGGGCAUUCACUGGGGGCUCCCGUAGCCGCUGUCGUGGCCAGAUCUUUGAAACAAAAUGGACACACGUUACCUAGAGUGACCGGACUAGAUCCAGCGUCUCUGGGAUUCUAUCUGCCGUUAAGUGCCGCUCCUCUUAACUCCGGAGAUGCGUCAUUCGUAGAUAUAAUUCAUACAGAUGGUGGAAAAUAUGGUACCCCUUUUAGUUUGGGCCACGUUGACUUCUGGCCUAAUGGGGGUCAAGCAAUCCAGCCUGGCUGUCCACGAAGAUAUAUUCCACUUAGUAUAGAAAGUUUCUGCAGUCAUUGGCGUUCAUGGCGUUUUUAUGCAGAAUCCUUAAUCGGUGGAAAAUUUGUCGCCAGGAAAAGUACUGAUUAUGAUGCCUUCCUCCGAGGAUACGGGAGCGAAACCGCUCUUAUGGGGAUUUCUGCUACUCCAGAUUUACGUGGCAAUUUCUACUUACAAACGGCAACAAGAGAGCCCUUCGCACUGGGAGACAGAGGAGCCCUAUUACGAUAGACUGUACUAAUACCAUGUACCUACAGA